Theobroma umbraticum is the source of this 2617-nucleotide messenger RNA. RefSeq names its product Regulator of chromosome condensation (RCC1) family protein. Lineage: Eukaryota; Viridiplantae; Streptophyta; Magnoliopsida; Malvales; Malvaceae. Gene Ontology annotation, molecular function: metal ion binding. The record is from RefSeq and is a predicted model, not a curated record.
AUGGGAUCUGGGGCUGCAAGUUUUCUGAAGGUUCUUCUUAAGAACUUUGAUGUUCUUGCUGGGCCAGUUAUUAGUCUUCUGUAUCCUCUGUAUGCCUCCGUUAGGGCAAUUGAGUCGGAGUCUCGUGCCGAUGACAGACAAUGGCUUACAUAUUGGGUUCUCUAUUCCAUGAUUACAUUGCUGGAGCUCACCUUUGCCAAAACUUCUGGUGCAUUUGCAUCUGGAAAGCUGUUCACCUGGGGGGAUGGGGAGAAAGGCCAGCUUGGACAUGGUGAUAAAGAACCCAGAUUAGUUCCUUCUUUGGUAGCACUGUCAGACACUACAAGCUUUUCUCAAGUGGCUUGUGGCCACAGUGUCACUGUUGCUCUAACUGACACAGGGAAAGUGUAUUCCAUGGGGAGUGUUGGUCCUGGACAACUUGGGAGCUCUGGAAGUAGCAAGCUUCCAACUUGUGUCAAAGGAAAUAUCAAAAACAGCCGAAUUGAAGAGAUAGCAUGUGGUUCUCAUCAUAUUGUGGUUCGCAGUUCAGAUGCUAAGGUUUACACCUGGGGAAAGGGUGCAAAUGGUCAAUUAGGUCAUGGAGACAAUGCAGACAGGAAUGUACCUACACUUGUUGAUGCUUUGCAAAACAAACGAGUAAAGAGAGUGGUAUGUGGCUCCAACUUUACUGCUGCAAUUUGUCUCCAUGACUGGGCACUAGGUGCUGAUCAUUUUAAUUGUUCUGGUUGUCGGAAUCCAUUUAGUUUCAUCAGAAAGCGUCAUAACUGUUACAACUGUGGGCUAGUCUUUUGUAAAGCUUGCAGCUGUAAGAAAUCUCUAAAAGCUGCUUUGGCUCCUAAUAUGAACAAGCCUUAUCGGGUCUGUGAUGAUUGUUUUACCAAAUUAAAUAGGAAAAAGGAGUCUAGAUCAACUCCUGAUUUCAUUAAGAAUUUAAGGGAAAGCUUAAAUCAGAAUACUAAUGAGUUACCAGAGAAAGAUACUCUGAAUUCAAAAUCUCUUCGUAAGCUUGCCAGGCUUGCCUCCUUUGAUUCAUUCAGACAGACCAGGAGCCAAAAUUCCAAACAUGAUAGGAGAGUACUAAAUGAAAAUUCUCAAUGGGAAUCAACCUCUUUAUUUGGAAAUUCUACGAGAAUAUCAGCUUCUUCUUCUGGUUCAAGAAUGGUUUCUCAAGGUUCAUCUCCUCCCUCAAGGAAGUCAAGUCCAGCUUAUUGUAUUACAAGAGCUUCAAUUCAUACUGAUCUUGCAAAUCCAGAAUUCCUUUUCAAUGGCUCAAAGCACACAGUUGAGAGCCUCACUCAAGAGAUAGGUAUACUAAGAGCACAGGUUGAGGAUCUUACUGUCAAAUCCCAAGUCCUAGAAGAAAACCUUGAAAGGACAUCAAGGCGGUUGAAGGAGGCAAUGGGUACAGCACAUGAGGAAGCUGAAAAGAACAAGGCUUCAAAGGAAGUAAUCAGAUCUCUGACUGUGCAGUUAAAGAAAAUGGCUGGAAGAGCACUUGACAAUCAACUGCACCCUGGAACUGAAUUUCACUCACUGAAUUCACAUUCUUGUUCAGAGUUGAAGAUAUCUCAGAGGCAUGACUAGCCCAGAUAGAACGAAAAACCUUUUGACAUGCCCAACGUCUUGAGUAAGGAUCUAAUGGCAAAGUAAACAGCACUGAGAGAUAGGAUGGCAAAUAGUGGAUAGUAUAUUGCAAAGAUGGCGCAUAUAAAAAUGCUUUCCUCUUACUCAGUAGUGAACUAUAUGAGACCUUCUCCACUCAGAGUGAAGGCGUAUCUGAUAACGAGUUGGCCAGUUCUUAAGGGUAACCUGUUUCACAAUCACCAAUUUCUGUUUGGAUGAAUGGUUUUCCUCAAGGCUUUCCUACAGUGAGAAUCAUAGGGAGAACAAUCAAGGAAGGUAUUUGAGCACUGCUUGUAACGGAAGAAUAAAUUCUGUCUUCCAAUAUCAACAUAAAAGGAGGGAUAGUAAGAUUCCUUUCUCCCACAAUCUUCUACCUGAAAAUGUACUGUAGUUUCUUUGUUUGUUUUUGUGGGUUUGCAGUAUUAUACAAGUACAAGCCUUAAAGAAAGAAUUGUCUUCAUAAGAUAUAACACAUGCAGGUAGAAUGAGAAUUUUAGAAACGCAGGCAGAGUCAAUAGGAAAGAAAUUUAUACAAGUAGCAAAAGAAAUUUGAUAUGUUUUCGUUUUUCUGUUACAAGUCCUUUUACGUUGGUGGGGAUAUAGGUCGGGGGAGGCAGGUUAGCUCCUGGUAAUGGUUCCAAAACACUUGGCAGUGGCAGGAGGGUGGUGGGAACUUGGUACUGUUUUAAGUCUGAGUUUAGAGUUUAUGUGGAUGUCUCCUUGGGUUUAUAGAUGGAGUAUGCAUAUAUUUUUGACUUGAAAAGAUUGAUAAGUGGGCACAACGCAGCAGCAGUGAGAAAGCAUGCAAAUUGUUUUCAGCCUUUGUAGAGUUUAGCAUACGAUCAUGUCCUUGUAGAGUUUAGCAACUUAUUCCUGUUUCCUGAUAAACAAAAGAGAAUUAUUGGCCAAACCUAGGACUUUGUUCGGCUUUAGUUGCAGAUUCUGUAACAAGUAUUAUUUUGAGUAAAAUUGUUUUCAAAGUAGUAGUCUAAAU